Apaloderma vittatum (bar-tailed trogon) is the source of this 1816-nucleotide messenger RNA. It is a transcript of the gene RAB11FIP3, whose product is annotated as RAB11 family interacting protein 3 (class II). Lineage: Eukaryota; Metazoa; Chordata; Aves; Trogoniformes; Trogonidae. Gene Ontology annotation, cellular component: midbody; recycling endosome membrane; cleavage furrow. The transcript is spliced from 14 exons. The record is from RefSeq and is a predicted model, not a curated record. The annotation marks the transcript as partial. Gene Ontology annotation, biological process: endocytic recycling; regulation of cytokinesis.
GUAAAGGACCUAACGAAGUACCUCGAUCCGAGCGGGCUUGGAGUCAUCAGCUUCGAAGAUUUCCAUCGGGGGAUCAGAGCUAUCAAAAAUGGAGAUCCUGACAGCCACUUGUAUGAUAUGGGAUAUACCCCCGAGGAGGAAGUCCCAGCCUGUCCUGAUGAGUUUGAUGACUUUGUCACGUUUGAGGCAAAUGAGGUGACUGACAGUGCUUACAUGGGCUCGGAGAGCACGUACAGCGAGUGCGAAACCUUCACGGAUGAGGACACCAGCACACUAGUCCAUCACGAGAUGCACGACGAGGUAGAAACGGACAGUGCCAUCGACUCCACCGUGCACUCGGAAUUCACAGAUCCCAUCGAGGAGCCGGAGCAUGGAUCUCAUCCGCACGACCUGCCCCUGGGUUCAGACCUCAGCCACUCCAUCGUUACGGUCAUUAGCGGAGAGGAGCACUUUGAGGAUUACGGAGAAGGGAACGAAGCAGAUUUGUUCUCGGAGGGCUUGUGUAAUGGGGAAAGCAGCUUUAAUAGCUCCUCAUUCCUCUCUCCCAGCACCAAUCCGCUCGCUGCGAAACUGCACAGCAUUAUCGCAGAUGAAGCAUUUGAGUUUUACUGUAGCCAGUGCCACAAACAAAUCAACCGCCUCGAGGAUCUUUCUGCUCGCCUGAAUGAUCUUGAAAUGAAUAGUCCGAAUAAGAGACUCUCAAGCAAGAAGGUGGCAAGGCAGUUGCAUCAGACGAGCGCGCUGUCUGCGGGAGUGAUGGAGGAGCCGUACCGGGAUACGCUGGAGUGUACAGAAGAGGACAUCACGGACAAGGUGGUGUUUCUGGAGAAGCGGGUGACGGAGCUAGAGAAGGACACGGCCGCUAACGGCGAGCAGCACAGCCGCCUCAAGCAAGAAAACCUGCAGCUCGUGCACAGAGCAAACGCUCUCGAGGAACAGCUGAAGGAGCAGGAGCUUCGAGCUGACCAAACACUCCUGGAAGAGAUCAAGAAGCAGAGGGAGCUGCUGAGCAAAAUGGAGAGGGAAAAGAGCAUCGAGAUUGAGAACCUGCAGGCCAGGCUGCAACAGCUGGAUGAUGAGAACAGCGAGCUGAGAUCCUGCGUCCCUUGUUUAAAAGCGAAUAUUGAAAGACUCGAGGAGGAGAAGCAGAAGCUGCUGGAUGAAAUCGAAGACCUCACUGUGCAGCUCGCGGAGGAGCAGGAGAAAAAGAGGAAGAUGGGCGACAAGCUGAGUCAGGAGAGGCACCAGUUUCAGAAGGAGAAGGAGUCGACGCAGGAGCUCAUCGAGGACCUCAGGAAGCAGCUGGAGCACUUGCAGCUCUUCAAACUGGAAGCUGAGCAGCGGAGGGGCAGGAGCAGCAGCAUGGGGCUCCAGGAGUACAACAGCAGGACGCGGGAGACAGAGCUGGAGCAAGAGAUCAAGCAGCUCAAGCAGGAUAACAGGAACCUGAAGGAGCAGAACGAUGAACUGAAUGGGCAGAUCAUUAACUUGAGCAUCCAGGGAGCCAAGAACCUCUUCUCAGCCUCCUUCUCUGAAUCCCUGGCAGCAGAGAUCAGCUCAGUCUCCAGAGACGAGCUCAUGGAAGCAAUUCAAAAGCAAGAGGAGAUCAACUUCCGUCUGCAGGAUUACAUCGACAGAAUCAUCGUGGCCAUCAUGGAGACGAACCCCUCCAUCCUGGAAGUGAAGUAAGGGCGGCCAAGAGCUGCCGGCUGCGUGCUCGUCGAUGGGUGUGGAUUUGGUGCUCUGAGAGGAUAAAGAGGGACUCCAAAACGUCUUUGCUCUUGAUGAAGGCACAAGGAAGCAUCGCGUCGGGUCG